Molecule: messenger RNA, 1329 nt
Organism: Cucumis melo (muskmelon)
Lineage: Eukaryota; Viridiplantae; Streptophyta; Magnoliopsida; Cucurbitales; Cucurbitaceae
Product: 12-oxophytodienoate reductase 2-like
Exons: 5
Coding region: 81-1196 (371 amino acids)
Molecular function (GO): oxidoreductase activity; FMN binding
Source: RefSeq, a predicted model, not a curated record
UCGCUUCCCAUCAGAAUUUUGUGCAAAGGAAGAGGAACACAUCAACACACCAAGAAAACAGUAAAGUUGAAGCAAUAGAAAUGGGUGAAAACAACAAUGAUCAAACUCCCACCAUUCCUCUCCUCACUCCUUACAAGAUGGGGAAGUUUAAUCUUUCUCACAGAAUUGUAUUGGCUCCAUUGACAAGGCACAGAUCUUACAACAAUGUUCCUCAGAAACAUGCAAUCUUGUAUUACUCCCAGAGAACCAGUAAAGGGGGUUUCUUAAUUGCUGAGGCUACUGGGGUUUCUGAAAGUGCCCAAGGAUAUCCUAAUACACCUGGGAUAUGGACAAAAGAGCAAGUUGAAGCAUGGAAACCAAUUGUAGAUGCUGUUCAUAGCAAAGGUGGUGUAUUCUUUUGUCAGAUAUGGCACGUAGGGAGGGUUUCAGAUUCAGGUUCUAAACCAAAUGGACAAGCCCCAGUCUCAUCAACAGACAAGCCACUGUCCCCGCAAGUUGAGGCUAAUGGUGAUGUUGAAUAUUUUAGCCCUCCAAGACGUCUAAGAACAGAUGAAAUCCCUGAAAUUGUUAAUGAUUUUAGACUUGCAGCCAGGAAUGCCAUUGAAGCUGGUUUUGAUGGAGUUGAAAUCCAUGGAGCUCACGGUUAUCUCAUUGAACAAUUCAUGAAAGAUCACGUGAAUGACCGAACAGACCAAUAUGGAGGGUCCCUAGAAAACCGUUGCAGAUUUGCUCUAGAAGUAGUUGAAGCUGUUGUUAAUGAGAUAGGUGGAGACAGAGUUGGGAUCAGACUAUCACCAUUUGCAGAUUUGAUGGAGGCAGGAGACUCAAAUCCGAAUGCUUUGGGACUCUACAUGGUGGAGAGUUUGAACAAAUAUGGAAUUUUGUACUGCCACAUUGUGGAGCCAAGGAUGGAAAGUGUUCCUGAGGACAGUGAGUGUCCUCGUAGCCUCUUACCAAUGAGAAAGGUAUUCAAGGGUACAUUCAUAGCUGCUGGGGGGUACGAUAGGGAAGACGGAAACAGAGCCAUUGCUGAAAAUCACGCUGAUCUCAUUGCAUAUGGACGAUGGUUCUUGGCAAAUCCAGACUUGCCAAAGAGAUUCGAGAUGGAUGCUCCACUCAACAAGUACAAUAGGAAAACUUUUUACUUAUCAGAUCCAGUUGUUGGUUACACAGACUAUCCCUUUCUGGAAGAAUAGCAAUUCUCAUUUGGAGAGACUUCCAUUUAGCUUCUUUAAAUAAAUAGUUGGUCUUUGUGUAAUUUGGUGAUUACAUUUCCACUCCAGAUUUAUUACGCUACGCAAUGAAAUGGAUUAUACAAGUUCCUGACUU